AUGCCCAGCAACGAGGAGAACAUCGCAAUGAUGCAUCGUCUCGUCUUCGAAAUCCAGCAGGACGCAGACUACUCACUCAUUCCCACCCUCGUGGCACCCAAUUUUAUCAACCAUACGGCUGAAGCAGGCCUGCCCAAUGACAUCUCUGGCGUUGCUAUGGUCAUGCAGUACAUCCACGCAGCGUUCAGUGACAUCAAGAUGCAGAUCGAUAGCUGUAUUUGUGAUAGUGAUCUGAUUGCGACGAACAAGGUGCUGACGGGGAAGCAUGUGGGUGAGUUCAUGGGUGUGAAGGGGAAGGGCGAGAAGAAGAGGGUGAGGAUCAUGGACUUUGUGAAGGUGAAUGAGGCGGGAAAGAUCGUGGAGCACUGGGCGUGUAUUCGGCCAGCGGAGCUGUUGGGAGAGUAG
Cyphellophora attinorum is the source of this 405-nucleotide messenger RNA. RefSeq lists its product as uncharacterized. Gene Ontology annotation, biological process: polyketide metabolic process. NCBI's taxonomy places the organism in Eukaryota, Fungi, Ascomycota, Eurotiomycetes, Chaetothyriales, Cyphellophoraceae. The record is from RefSeq and is a predicted model, not a curated record. The transcript has a single exon. The coding region runs from base 1 to 405 and encodes 134 amino acids.